Molecule: messenger RNA, 963 nt
Organism: Populus euphratica (Euphrates poplar)
Lineage: Eukaryota; Viridiplantae; Streptophyta; Magnoliopsida; Malpighiales; Salicaceae
Product: putative ubiquitin-conjugating enzyme E2 38
Exons: 1
Coding region: 1-963 (320 amino acids)
Molecular function (GO): ubiquitin conjugating enzyme activity
Source: RefSeq, a predicted model, not a curated record
AUGGAUGCUACAGAAUAUGAAGAAACAUAUGUUGAAGGAAUUGAGGAGAUAGAAGAUGAUGUAGACAGGAGUUUCAAGAGAUUCAAAAGCUUCAGGGUGCUUCAAUAUCCUCCUCAUGACCAUCAGUUUAGGCACAAACAAAGACUUUGUAGCUGGAUCCUUUCAGCCACCAGAUUUGGCGAGCAUGCAAAUCCCAGGAGCAGCUUUUCUAAAAAGAUAAAAAAGGACUGGGAAACAUUGGCGGCUGUUUUUUCAGAUCAUAGUUCGAUUUUUGUUACAACUUACGAGUCGAGAAUUGAUCUCAUGAGGGUUUGCAUUGCUGGUUUAGAAGGAACUCCAUACUGUUAUGGAUUGUUCUUUUUUGACAUAUUCUUCCCUCCUGAGUACCCAGCUAAGCCUCCUGAAAUCUUUUACCAUGCUCCUGACUUUGAUUUAAGCCCUAGUUUGCAUCAAGAUGGAAGUGUUUCUCUCAACCUCUUGAAUCUUAAUCAAUGGUAUAAGUUUCGGUUCGGAGGAAAACAACAAUCAUGGAACCCGGAACAAUCUGAUGUAUCAAGGGUUCUUCUCUCCAUCCAACGUUUGAUUCUGAAUGAUAAGCCUUAUCUGAACGAGUCUAUUAGUUUUGUGUGCUCUUCUAAAGAGAGAUCCUCAAAAUAUAACAAUGAGGUAUUCAUGUCAUCCUGUGAGGCCAUGCUUGUCAUGCUCAGGUUUUCUCCAGGUGAUUACCGUUAUUUUGUGCUGGGGCAUUUUCGAAAGAGAGCUCACCGGAUUCUCUUGAUUUAUAAAGAUCAAAUGCUGAAACAUAAAGGCGAUAAUGGUAUGAAGCAGUUGUUCUUCAAGCUUGUGAAAGCUUUUGAAAGCAAUGGAGCUUAUUGCCAGCAUCAUUGUAGCAAAGCAGAAGUUGAGCAAUUGAACAGAGAGAUUGAAGACGGGGGAUUUUCCAUGGAAGAAUAUUCCGAAUGA